AUGAACGCCCACCAUCGCAGCUUGUGUCCAAAGAAGUUCACCGUCCAACGGACAAUUUCAAAUAUGUCAACAGAUGUUAUAUCUGAUAAAGCAGCAGAAUCAGAUACAAUGACAAACUCAUUUCAUAUCAACUCCAGGAAAGGUAUAAUAGAAGAAGUCAAACCAAAUAAAUCAAACGGUACUGUGCAUUACCUAGCUCACCAUGGAGUCAUUACACCACAAAAAACAACAACCAAACUUCGGGUAGUAUACGAUGCAUCGGCAAAGACUUCAAAAGAAAAUAACUGUCUGAACGACUGCUUGUAUCGCGGUCCUGUUAUGGUUCAUGACUUAUGUGGAAUAUUGUUGAGAUUUCGAAAACAUCCGAUCGCAAUUGUAGCCGACAUCGAGAGGGCGUUCCUUCAAAUAGAACUUCAAAGAGAUCAACGUGAUGUUACAAGGUUCUUAUGGUUAAAAGAUAUUGACAAUCCAAUGACUAACGCAUGUAACAUACAAGAGUUUCGCUUUUGUCGGGUACCGUUUGGAGUUGUGUCAAGUCCUUUUCUUCUUGGUGCCACAAUUGAACAUCAUCUUGACACUUUUCAUAAUGAAAUAUCAAACAAAUAA
This is a messenger RNA of Ruditapes philippinarum (Manila clam), 606 nucleotides long. RefSeq lists its product as uncharacterized. Lineage: Eukaryota; Metazoa; Mollusca; Bivalvia; Venerida; Veneridae. Bases 1 to 606 code for a protein of 201 amino acids. The transcript is spliced from 2 exons. The record is from RefSeq and is a predicted model, not a curated record.